AUGAAACUGGACUGCCGGUUUAGUGGUCUUCAAAUUUUACUGAAAGAUUUGGAUGAUGAUCUUAUGGAUAAAGGAUUGAAGGACAGAGAAGUAUGGUUGUUUCCAUCAGAAGAAUCUCCUUCACGAGUUGCAUCGGAACUCAGUAGAAGGCGUUGUGGCUGCUUGAUAACGAUUCGGAAUAAAUAUGGAGUUGCAAGUGGUUACUGGGGAACAAUCAAGGUGAGAUGGGAGUACGAGAAGCGGAUAAAUGACAAAAGAGCUUCUCUAGUUAUUGGCCAAAAAAUGAGGGGUGGUUUAGUGAAUAUAACAUCUCAAAUAGUGAUAAAGCUGUAUGUCACGGUUGCAUGCAGUAUAUUAGCGGCAUUGAUUUCAUUA
Molecule: messenger RNA, 375 nt
Organism: Striga asiatica
Lineage: Eukaryota; Viridiplantae; Streptophyta; Magnoliopsida; Lamiales; Orobanchaceae
Source: the annotation of a GenBank genome assembly